Molecule: messenger RNA, 1838 nt
Organism: Lactuca sativa (garden lettuce)
Lineage: Eukaryota; Viridiplantae; Streptophyta; Magnoliopsida; Asterales; Asteraceae
Product: RING-H2 finger protein ATL52
Biological process (GO): protein ubiquitination
Molecular function (GO): transferase activity
Source: RefSeq, a predicted model, not a curated record
UGAUGAAGCUACCGAAUACCGAUUGCUUAUGUUUUCUGUGAGCCAGAAAAUAAGUAGUCUCUAUCUUGAGAGGCCAAGUCACUCCACCCCUUCUUCAACACCAUUCCACCUGGCCACUUUACCACCAUAAACUCACCGGCUUUCUGCCCUUCGUACAAGUGUUCACCUACUUCGGUUCUUUCCAAACAACAACAGAGACCUUUUAACCUUGAAAAUAGCCACCAGUUUCUUACCUGAACUUCUACCCCCUGUAUCUGUAUCUACCCUCAGGAAACCAUAACAAAAGGACCAAUUAUCACCCAUCUCCAAACCAUAAAUACAUGACCAAGCAUAUCGAUCUUGCUUACAGGUUAUAACACAAUUACAUGCAUGAUCGAUAAUGGAUGCUGUAGUAUCAUCAAACUCAAAAAGCUUCUCCACAAAUUCUUUCUUUACUCCUUUAUUCAUCUCCAUAUUGGGAAUCGGCGCCACUGCGUUAGCCAUACUCAUGUAUCAUCUGCUAGUUGUUAGAUACUGCAUGAGAAGGCAAGCUGCAAGAAUGGCGUCGAUACAGACCAUGGCCGGAGGAGCCGAAAUACCCACCGGCGUCGAUGAAAAGACGCUUCUUACAAUCCCGAUAAUCACCUACACGACACCUGAUUCGUCCAUGGAUCCGUAUGAAUGCGCGGUUUGUUUAGGUGAUGUGGAUAGUGGCGAUAAGGUCCGAUUGUUGCCAAAUUGCAAGCAUAUGUUUCAUGUCAAGUGUAUUGACGAAUGGUUCGUGGGUCACACGAGUUGUCCGGUUUGUAGGGUUCCGGUGGUUGCACCAGAUGAUGAGGCUCGUAGUUGCCCCGUUUGUAGAUCGGUGGGAGCGUUAACAGAUGAUCAUCAUAAUACGACGUCGGUGGGUUCUACACCAGAAGGUCAUGAUCAUCAAACCGAUUCUGGGAUCGACGUUUUAGAUGGUGUUAAUGAUGGUGAAUUGACAUCUGGGCCAAGAGUUCGAUCGGGUGAAAUGCUUCGACAUUGUAAUUCCUUGGUUUUGCCAAGAGAAACGAAGGAAAUGUUGUCAGGAAUGGAGUUAAAAAGAUCGUUAUCAAUGGGGCAAACUGCAUGUGUUACCAUUGAUAUACAGCUAGACAAUGUGGACAAAGAUUGUCCGUAUUAUUCUUCAAUUAGGGACCAAUCCAUCAAGGGGUUUCUACGUGUAUCCUCGAAGGUGAGGCAGUCGAUUUCUCGGAUGUGUGUAGGACAAGAGAGUGGCAUUCUUCCAUACUGAAACUUUUCUAUUCUUUUAGGAUUACAAGAAAUGUUUUCAAUGACAUGAGAGAGAUUGUUUUUUAUAAAUAAUCUAAAGAUCUUGGAUCCAAUCUAUAUGUCGCAUCUCCUAGUGGAUUACUAGGGAUGCAUAAAUAAAAAGACGAGAGUUGAUUCAUACUCUCGGAUACGGUUUCUUUAGUUUUCGAGCUUCAGUAAGUUGUUAAUUUCCAUGGGAGGGUUACAGAGGCUUGGGCUCUAGCAAAUAUUUUUGGUACCUUAAACCUUAAUAUCUGACAUUGAAAAGGUCUAACGAGGAUUGCUUCUGAGUUCCCAAAACGAAAGUCAAACAGGAUGCACCAGAUUCAAGAUGGUUAUAGAUCACUUUCGUGUGAUUAUGGCAUAGAUUGAGACCUUUGGUGGCUAUGUGUACAGACCAAGAUAAACCAAUAUCGGAAUGUAUACAUGUCAUCUUUAGGUUGUUUGGUGGAUUACGUGGACAUUGGAUUAAUACUUGAAACUUGUAAGUGCAAACAACAUUGUAACAUUGUCCUUGAAAUGAACACAAUGCGAUUGAAUCAUAUCAAUGUCCGUUCCAAAAA